AUGGCUGCCCAUCUUAAACUAUCCAUUUCUAUCUAUCUAUCUAUCUAUCUAUCUAUCUAUCUAUCUAUCUAUCUAUCUAUCUAUCUAUCUUUAUAUAUAUUGACUUUCCAAUCCCUCUGUCGUAAAUUCCCGUUUUCUCCUUUUAAAUGUAUUCCCUUUUCAAAGUUUUUCUUCUUACUUUUCUCUUCCCUCCUUCUAUUUCCAUCCAUCUCUUUACAAAAAAAAAACCUGUCAUCUUGUAAACGCUUUUCUCAUCUUUUCACGACACACGAUUUAAAUGUUUCUCUUUUGUCCUUAAAGUUUUCCUACAUUCUUGUCUUUUACCUUCAUUCUUUUUUUUCACUUACUUGUAAAUUCUCCUUUUCUCGAAUUCUUACAUUUUCCUUCCAAUGUUUUUUUUUUCUUCAGAAUUUCUUUUUCUCUUUUGUAUUCCAUUUCCAUUCUAAUAUCUCCAAAGACCUGUUGCUUUCUUGUAAACGCUUUUGUCAUCUUCCCACAAGCACUGUUUAUUCAAAGAUUUUUUCUCUUUUCUCUUCAUAUUCUUACAUGUCAUUCUCUUGUAAUCUCCCGCUUUCUCAACUUCCUCACAAAUACUCACCCUUAAACACUACUUUUCUCUCUCUCACUCUUUCUAUCUGUCUCUCACACACACACACACAAAAUCUCUCUCUCUCUCUCUCUCUCUCUCUCUCUACUUCACUUGAGAGACCAAAAUGUCUUUUUUAUUCUGAUAUUCACAGGCCGCAUUUUUCUUCCCGACGAAUACGCCUUCCAAGAUGUCUCGACGCCACAUAUUACAGUUUCGUCUAUGGUGCCAUUUUUUUCUUCGCCAAAAUAUUUUCAUACGCUCAGCAGUGGGUGACAUUUUUCAAAUCUCAUGCGGUCUUUAGUGUCCUUUUCCUAUUUAUUGCUACAUUUCCUUCAUAUAAUUCUAGGUGUUUUUAUUUUCUAUUUCUUCUCCGUUUUCCGGCUAAUAACCUGUCAUUCUUACGUCAUUUUUAUUUCUUUAUUUCUUUUUCCUACGUCAUUUCCCUCUUUAACUUUUCAAUCUGUUUCUUUCUAGUUCUUUUCCCUUCUUCUUUUUUGGUUUUCCUUUUCUUAUUCCCUUUAUUAUUUCAUUUCCUCUCUCUCUCUCUCUCUCUCUUUCUCUCUCUCUCUCUUCAAUUCAUCUAUCCCUUCUACCUUUUUAUACUCAUCACGUUCUUUCUGAUAUUCUCAAAUCGUUUUUUUUUAUUAUUUUACGAAGCUAAAUUAUUGCAUUUAAUUUCAUCGUCCAUAUCUUUCUUCUAUGCAGACCCCAGCACAUUUGUUGCUUGGAUAGUUCCAUCCUUUGAUAAAUUUUUAAAUCAUCCUAUCUCUUCCCGCAACUUCACAAAUUAUUCUCUUCUUUAUUUCUACUCUUCUUUCUCUCUUUCUUCUUGUUCUUGUUCUUCCUCUAAUAUAACUUUUCCUUCUCUUUUCACUACUUUCUUCCCCUUUAUAAUCUAUUAUUUCUUUUUCUUCUUCUACUACCACUUAUCCUAUAUAUUCAACUAUUAUUACUAUUAUUAUUCUCUAAAUUCUAUUAUUACUCAUCUUCUUCUUCUUCUUCUUCUUCUUUUUCUUCUUCUUCUUCUUAUUAUUCUAUAA
Acanthosepion pharaonis is the source of this 1629-nucleotide messenger RNA. NCBI's taxonomy places the organism in Eukaryota, Metazoa, Mollusca, Cephalopoda, Sepiida, Sepiidae. The record is from the annotation of a GenBank genome assembly.